This is a messenger RNA of Molossus molossus (Pallas's mastiff bat), 1512 nucleotides long. It is a transcript of the gene FCER1A, whose product is annotated as Fc fragment of IgE receptor Ia. The record is from RefSeq and is a predicted model, not a curated record. The transcript is spliced from 5 exons. Gene Ontology annotation, biological process: cell surface receptor signaling pathway. The coding region runs from base 48 to 830 and encodes 260 amino acids. NCBI's taxonomy places the organism in Eukaryota, Metazoa, Chordata, Mammalia, Chiroptera, Molossidae. Gene Ontology annotation, molecular function: transmembrane signaling receptor activity.
UUCUCCUUUUUGGUUUUAAGCACAGUCUGUACUUGGAGGCUACAGAGAUGUCUACUUCCAUGGGAGGCCCAGCCCUGCUGGGGAUAGCUUUGCUGCUCUUUCCUCCAGAUGGCAUGUCAGCAGCCACCUGGAAAUCUGUGAUAUCCUUGAAUCCACCAUGGAAGAGAAUAUUUAGAGGAGACAAUGUGACUUUUACAUGUAAUGCGGGUAAUAAUUCCCUUGAAGCUAACUCCACUAAGUGGACCCACAACAACAACCUGUUAGCAGUGAGAACUUCAAGUCUGGACAUUGUAAAUGCCAAAGCUCAGGACAGCGGGGAAUACAGAUGUCAGUGCAAAAACCAUAUCCCAAGUCAACGUGUGUAUCUAGAAGUCUUCAGCGAUUGGCUGCUCCUUCAGUCCUCUGCUGAGACGGUACAGGAGGGUGAGGCCUUCCUCAUCAGGUGCCGUGGUUGGAGGAAUGGAAACAUCUUCAAGGUGAUUUACUACAAGGAUGACAUAGCACUGAAGUACUGGUAUGAGAACUACAACAUGACCAUAUCCAGUGCUACAACAAACAAUACUGGUACCUAUUACUGCAGUGGCAUACUUCACCAGAAAAACUAUACCUCUGCUUCCCUCAAGAUUACUGUGAAAAAAGAUUCCACCACAAUUUACCAAAGCAACUGGCUACAAUUUAUUCCAUUUUUGGUAGCAAUUCUGUUUGCUGUGGACACAUGGUUGUUUAUUUCAACCCAGAAGCAAUUUAUAUUUAUCUUGAAGAUUAAGAGGACCAUAGAAGGAAACAAACUUAAGGACCCACAUCCUAAGCCAAAACCCACAAAGGACUGAUGUCAUGGCUCAAGAAACAUUGGCAACGGCGAUUUUUUUCAGGCAUCAGCAAUUGCUUCUCAAUUGUCAAGCACAACCAUCAAUGUACAUAGAAAGAUCAGUGUUCAUCUGAACUGUUCACUAAACCAACUGAAACUGGUUAAAUGGCAUGUAAUAGUAAAUACUCAGUAAUUGUCGGUUAAAUAAGUAAAUCCAUGUAUACAUUCAUUUGUACAUCUAUUUAUUUAUACAUCUGUGAAAGAAAGGUACAAUUUAAAUAAGAGAACUAUGAAACUAUAUGAUGCUUCCAAGUACUUGAGACUCACCAGUUUUUUGUUGUUUUUUUUUUUUGCUUCUAGAGGCAAAAGCCAUCAAGUUUUAGAUUAAACAUGUUGUCUCUUGACCAUAGUGAGUAUAAGCUAGGAAUGAGAAGACAUGGUAGAAUGCUAGUGAGGCCUGUCAUUUUAAUGUUCUCUCUUCAACUAACUACCCAUGAGCUUCUAGGUCUUGGCAGAAUCUGGGGCAGUCCUGAGCCAUAGAACUUUGGGGAUGAGGCUCAGUCUAAGACUCCUUUGUGAUUGUUUCGCCCCUCUAAUAUCUCCCAAACUUUAUCUUGAAUACCCUCUUACAGCACCUGAACUAAGUAUCUUGGAGAAAUUCUUGUGAAUAAUCAUAAUCAAAACUCUUUGCUCUGAAAGCAAUC